Molecule: messenger RNA, 18473 nt
Organism: Athalia rosae (coleseed sawfly)
Lineage: Eukaryota; Metazoa; Arthropoda; Insecta; Hymenoptera; Athaliidae
Gene: Obsc
Product: obscurin
Exons: 34
Coding region: 489-18035 (5848 amino acids)
Biological process (GO): homophilic cell-cell adhesion; protein phosphorylation; synapse organization
Cellular component (GO): axon; neuronal cell body; plasma membrane
Molecular function (GO): protein kinase activity; guanyl-nucleotide exchange factor activity; ATP binding
Source: RefSeq, a predicted model, not a curated record
UCCAGUAUAGGAUACAAGGAAUAAGGAAAAGCCCGAGUGACAAGGUGGUUCGAUUGAAAUAUAGUGCAGUGUUUAUAUAAUGGAGCAGUGGUACGGAGUUCAAAGAGGUAUUUCCAAGGAAGUCGAGGGAUUAUUCGUGUUUGCGUGGGUUAAGAAAUUAUCUGCAAGGUUUCCGAACUUUACCCAGUGCUCGGUAGUGUUCGCCUAGAGGAGGAUCAUUAACUGGUUUAUUCAUAGAACGAAACCUGUGACAGGAAGGUGAAUGACUAGAAUUAAACUUAGCCUAGUCAGAGGCUUGUGGUUGAGCCUGAAAGUGUGAUGGACAGUUGUUAGCCGACCGAUGUCAGUCAAACGAAAUUAGUGAGGAGAAGAAAAAAUUGAGAAAAAAUCGCGAGAACGAAAGGACGAGAAAAAAACUGCUUCGAGGAGAGAGAAUUAAAAAAAAGAGUGAAUUAGAUAAGAGGGUAAGCGGACGUCAGGCGAGGACAAUGUCCUAUUGCAGGAUCACCGGAAGGAGUAGAGGACUUCCAAAGCCUAAUUACUUCCCACUUCUUCCACCGAUCAGUCCAGCUGCGGCAAAACGCUGGUGUCGAAUAACCGGAAAAUCUUACGGGCUACCGACUCAUCACUACAUUCCCGUUUUACUCGGAGCUCACGCACCCGGUAAACCGAAAUGCAAAAUCACUAAUGCUUCCGGGCUCGGACCCCAUCAUUUCGCCGUAGGAGUUACCGUCGGAGAAAAAAAGAAGCACGUCGUCGUGCAGGAUUACCGUUACGUAUUUCCGAUAUUGAAUUCCGAAAAUGAGCAGCAAAAAGUGCUCAGAGAUUUACUGGACGCCAAGCAAUCCACCCCGGAAGAAGACGGCGCGAGAUUUGUUUAUACGGUCGAGGAACGCAGAUGCAGUCUCGUUUUUCCAGCUAGUCUGGAGGCGGCGGUGCGCGAUGGAGACGUACGCGAUGUGAUGUUGUCGAGAGACUGCGACACGGUACUCCUACGAUUAAAACAGGGAAAGAACGUUUCCGUGGAUUUUCGUGACUUGGAGAACUACGAAAAUCUUUACGACGGCUUGGGGCCCAGAGAGGAUGUGCUCAAAGAACGAGAGAGGCUGGAAGCGGAGGCGAGAAAACGCAAGAGAAAACGACAGGCGGGACUCAGUUACGCGAAAAAAAUAUUCGAAGAUAAGGAGAGGGCCGCGGAUGAAGAAGAGCUGAAAAGAGUCAAACAGGUGAAACUACAGAGUGUCAAGGAGGAAGCGAAGGAAGAAACUCAGGACUGGAAACACGUGAACUUGGAGAACGUUCUAACCAACGGGAGAUCUCUCAUUGCAACCUCGGGCGAGUGGCAAGACCUGGUGAAACCUUUGAUGGAAGCCUGGGACUGGAACUCGUUCGAAACAGAAGCGGCCGCGGCGAAUGGACUUCCGGUAGUGGACAGAAUGCUCCAUCCGAUAAAAGCUGAUGCAAAAACUAUAAAUUUAGAGAACACAGUAACCGGAACUAUAGGUUCUCCGAUUUAUGACGCAGCAGGUGGACUGGAAACCAUCGCGGUAGUCACACCUUUCACGCCGUUGAACGCCGAGCCCGAUACCGCGCUGCAAGAAGCCCUGAUGAAUAUCUCUUCGCAGGAUCUCGAGCUGACGUCCGAUGUGAUCACCAAGUUCAACGCUGUCGGUAGACAAGCCGUUGAAACGCUACCGCAAAUCGACGAGAUCCCCGAACUCGUCCAGAAAAUGGGGUCGGGUGUUCAAACGGAAAUGCAUAAAGUGAGAGGCCUGAAACUCGAUAUAAAAUCAGCUCAGCGGUUCGUUGCAGGACAGACGAUCCAAACACCUUCGGGUCCAGUUUUCGUUCCUGGACAGACCGUAGAAACUCCCCAUGGACCCGCAUUCGUUCCCGGAUUCACCGUGGCUACACCUGACGGGCCGAUUCUUAUUCCUGGCCAAAUCGUUGACGCGACCGAAGUAGGGGGCAACAAAACGCCGAUGUUCGUCGCCGGACAAACGCUACCUACGAAAAACGGUCUUCGAUUCGUUCAAGGGCAGACCAUUCAUACGGUUGAUGGGGCUAAGUUUGUUCAAGGGCAAACCGUACUGACUGACGCAGGGCCGAAAUUUGUCGCCGGUCAGGUAACGGAAGGGCUCGAAUUCAUCCCUGGACAGACAAUCGUGACGGAAGACGGCAGUCGAUGCUUCAUGCCGGGGCAAACUUUGACUAACGAGGACGGUGAGCACCUGUUCAUUCCCGGUCAGAGUGUGCAGAGAGGCGAAUCUUGGGAAUUCGUUCCCGGACAGUGCGUCACGUCGCCUCGCGGUGACGCGGCUUUCGUUCCCGGUCAGACAAUGCUGACGUCGGAAGGACCGAGUUUUGUACCGGGGCAAAAUGUCACCGUGAAUAGCGGUGAGACGCGAUUCGUACCCGGUGUCACGGUCGAGACGGAGAUGGGGCCUAAAUUCGUCGCGGGAACGACCUUGAAGACUCCCGAAGGGCGAAAGUUUGUCGAAGGUCAGAUAUUAAAAACCCCCGAUGGCGAAAGAUUCGUACCGGGAAUAACGAAGUAUUUGGAUGGCAACGAAAGCUUCCAGUUCGCAGCCGCGAAAAAUCUCGAGGAUCUGCUGUAUCUCGACGCCGGUCCAGUCGGGAUACCGAUAGAUCCAAAGACGGCGAAUACUCUGUCGCUCUCCAGUCAGAUCAAUGAAGUCUUCGGUCACAUGGUGCAAACCGACAAGGGUGUGGAAUUCUUUCCACAGUCCGUAAAAAGCUUACCGCUUGUAGGGAAAAAAGUUGUUCCAGGCCGUUUGAUUCGCGGUGGCAAAGACGGGGCCAGAUUUGUUCCCGGUAUGAUGACCGACGACGGAUUCAUUCCGGGUCAAGUAGUGAUGACGGAAAAUGGGGAACAAUUCGUUCCCGGUCAGGUAGUGGAAACUACCGAGGGUCCGAAAUUCGUACCCGGGCAAGUGGUGGAAACGCGAAGCGGGCCAAAAUUUGUACCCGGGCAAACUGUGGAAACCGCGGAUGGACCGCGUUUUGUACCGGGGCAAAUCGUCGAGACGAAAGCGGGGCCCACUUUCAUCCCGGGUCAGGUGAUCUCCACGGAGGACGAAGGGUCCAGAUUCGUUCCUGGUCAAGUUGUCGAUACUCCGGACGGGCCCAGAUUCGUUCCCGGUCGUGUGGUGGAGGCCGGUGACCGCGGAGUGACCUUUGUUCCGGGACAAAUCGUACAAACCGAAGAAGGUCCUCGAUUCGUCGCGCCGGAUCUGACGGACACUCCCGAGGGAGGACUCGAAUUCUCCGUUCAGGGUUUCGAAGUCACUCCGGAAGAACUGCGACUCCUGAGACCACGUCAUUACUUGAGCUACGAUUCGACUUCGGCGGGACAUCGGGGUGAAAUGAGCAUCGACGCGAGGAUGCUGAGACAACUGUCGGAGGCAGGAAUGUCCGUGGGCCGACAAUUUCCGACCGAAUUACCAGCGGUUGACGUGGACGUUGACCCGAGAUCUGUAGCGCUCGAGCACGCUCUGGAAAUCGUUGAAAAACUUGGGCUGCAGGGAAAUGCUGCCGUAAAAAUGGCCCAGGUCGUGUCCACCGUAGCGAGGCUGGCAAGUAAUAUCGUGGAGCAAAAUAUACCGGGAAAAAUGGCGAACGGAAGAGGUUCCCCAACGAAUCACAGACUUUUAUCAAACGGGGAAAAAGAGGAAUGGCAGCAGAACGGUCAUGAAAUCGACGACGUCUUUCGGGAAGCGGUCAAAGCCGCUGUGAUGGCAGCUGCCUUAGCCAUAAGUCAGCAAAAUUCGUCGGGCGAAGUCGAAGAUCAAGAUUACGUCUUUUCAGCCAUCAGCGAAUCCUUCAACGUUCUACUGAGACAAAAUUCAUUGAAUUUCGAAAACGCCGUGGAAGAAGUUCACAAGAUAUUGCUCGUUCCUCAAAAUCGAAGUGUCGUCUGCCACGGCGUUCUUUUAGAUUUACUCGAGGCAAGUAGUAACAAAGUAGAUAUCUUGAGAUCGACGAUCGGGGGCCAAUAUCUAAAAGACGAAGUUGUCCUGGAUAGAUUAUCCGCGGUACUCGACGAGGAGCACGGUAGCGAUAUGGUGGGUGCCGCUUUCAGGACCUUUUCCAAAAACGACCCGGACCUCGUCUCCCGGGUGCUUCGGAAAGUUACCGAAGAUGCGGCGGGUGUAUUCACGGAAAAAGAAGCGGCGGAAACGGUGCACAGGGCGAUCGUCCACGCAGUCCGUGAAUCCAGCGAACUGAAAGUCCAAGAACUUCUGAACGACGACGGCUCGAACGUCCGCGAGUUACUGCUCCAAGCUGUCGGCCUUGCCAGAGCACUCGGUAUGUCCUCAACUGCCAGCAGUCUUUUGGCAGUAAUUUCGGACGAAAAAUCAACGCGCGCCUUGUCCGGCGACCGGAUGACCGUCGACAUCUUGAAGAGGCUCACCGUCAUGCGACAGCUUGCCGAACAGAGACCGCAAUUCAGCAGAGCUCUCAGAGACCUGUGCAGUGACCCGGAAUUGGCAAGGUCGGAUCCUCGGCUCCGGGCUCUAGUCAGAGAAAGCGCAGCCCUUAUGAUAGUUCCGGAAGAGGCACCGCUCCAGUCUUCGGCCGAUGUACCAACUGCCCUGCUGCACGCGGAGAAUAGUUUAGCGAUAGAGGAAUUUCUCAUGCAAAGAAACCACAAGCCGUCGGCUAUUUUCAUGAUACUUAAGCAAGGCAUGCAGGCCGUUGUUCCCAGAGAAGCUUCGAGAGCUGUUCUCACCGGUCAAGUAUCUUACACCGUUCUUGACGAGGACGGUAUCAGCCAUUUCGAACCUCUCCACGUUUUUUCUGCCCUUCGUUUGAACAGACCGACCGCGCACAAAUUUUCCAUGUACUGCUGUCCGGUAGCUCGCGAGGAAGACGCGGACGCGGAAAUGGUGUCUACGGUAACCGGUGACAUUUCCGUAACGUCUGCGAGCAGCCUCGACGGAUUGGGAGUCGCGAACGGUACGAGGCACGAAAGUAGCGGAGUGAGUCUCUCGAGGUCAGAACAAUUUGGAGGGUACUCAGCCAGCCGAGAAAAUACUCCUAGCUUCCGGAGGUUAAGCAGUCUUCACCCCAAUAACAGCUGCGAGUCGGUUUCCUCCGAGCACUACGUAGUAAUCCAGGAUUACAAGGCGGAAGGAGAGGAUGGACUUUCCGUAGCCGUCGGCGACAUCGUUGAGGCUGUGGAACACGCCGAGUCUGCAAAGAAACUGAAGACCGACCCCGACCUCGAAGUCGGAGGUGACGUUGGCGUCCGUUUGGACAAUUCUGCAGCUAAACACAAGCUUUCUGUACGACCGCGUCGAAAUCAUGCCGAUCCAAGGGCGAGGGGGACCAUCAGAUUAAAUGGUACCAAUGACAGGGUGUAUGUGCGAACCAGCGAUGGCAAAGAGGGAUGGGUUCCGUCUGCCGUUGUCAAGCAGACCAUGGUCAGCGAAGAAAGCUCGACAUUGACGAGUCAAACGCGACCCGAAGAUUCUCAUUAUCGUCGAGAAGCUGUAAUAAAGGAACUGGUGGAAACGGAGGAAGAAUUCGGCAAAGAUAUACAAUUGGUGGUUGAGCGUUAUUUGAAGCCUUUGGACCAUCAAGGAGUACCGCGAGCCGUACGUGAUAACAAAGAUCUCAUCUUUACGAACCUCAAACAAAUAGCCGAGUUUCACAACACGGUGUUGAUCGAGGGAGUUAAAUACUACGCGGACCAACCACGGAUGCUGGGCAAGACGUUCUUGAGACUGGAAAGAGAUUUUGACAAGCACGUGGCUUACUGCAGAGACGAACCAUCCGCCCAGGAAUUUCUUCAGGCGAACGACGAGGUCCGGGAUUAUUUCGAGGAGCUGAGCCAGACUCUCGGAGACGACAAGAGCGUUUCGGAGCAUUUGAAGCUCCCCAUACAACGCAUAAACGACUACCAGCUCCUUCUUAAGGAGCUGGUGAAGUAUUCGACCCGGCUAGGCGAAAACUGCGACGACCUCCAGAAAGCUCUGGAGUUGAUGCUAGGCAUCCCGCACAGAGCAACCGAUAAUACUUUCAUCAGUAACAUCGAAGGAUACAAAGGAAAUAUCCACAAGCUCGGAAGACUGUUGACUCACGAGUGGUUCAGUGUCGUCGACAAAGAUAACAAGAGCAAAGAGCGAUAUUUAUUCCUGUUCAAAGCGCGGAUACUCGUUUGCAAGGUCAGACGCAUUUCGGAAGACAGAUCCGUCUUUGUCUUGAAGGAUAUUAUUCGACUGCCGGAAGUAGAAGUGAAGGAUCAUCCCGAGGAUCAACGUAGCUUCGAGUUGCAUCACACAACUCCAAGUACACCGGGUUAUCCCGUUACUUUGAUCGCUCACAAAGACCUGGUCAAACAAUAUUGGUUGAAGGAAAUACGCGAGUACGCGAGUGAUGUUGUCGCAUUAGCGGAACACGCCGCUGACGAUCUACAGCUCACCGAAGUCCCGGAGGAUUCGAAAGGCCAAAUCGGAGCUGAACCAGUUCGAGUCGAACCCCCUAAAUACGAACCACCAAAACCCACGGCGGGAACACCCGCAAAGGUAGAAACUCCGAAACCAGAAUUAUCGAAACAGGAAUCGGUGGUCAAGUUGAAAACAGAGGAAGCUCAAGCGACAGAAAAAAGAAAGGAGGUGAUCGGAGCCCCGGAGGAAUCGGGUGUUAAAAAAGCUAAAAUCGAAGAGGAAGGCGACAACAUGUCGGGGCAAUAUUCGUCCAGCCGGUACAGCUCCGCCUCAUCCAGAGUGAUAGAGGAGUACUCGUCCGUGUCAAGCAGUCGCAAUGGCGUAUCAUCGUACGCGGAGUCAUCAGUUUCGGCAACUGCGUCGAGAACAUCGUCAUCUGCUCUUGGGUCGGAACUGGUUUCCGAAACGACGAGUUCGUACAGUACGGCGAUCGGGGGUUCCGGUGGUAGCGGUGAUGCGAGAACGACGCAACUCGCCCUUACGACGAAGGCCGACGCCGGAAAACCGGUCUUUUCCAAGCCCGUCGAAGGAUGUAAUAUCGAACCAAUACGAGCCAAACAGGCAUUGAUACACGCAAUAGCUGGAGAAAGUGCUUCGUUCGAAUGCACGUUGAACGAAAGCGAUGUACCGCCAAAAAUGCUAUGGCUCAAGGACAACAAACCACUCGAUGACAAACUUGCGGAUAGAGUGAAGAUAAGGACGAUCAACAACCGAACUUUCAAACUGGAGAUCCAAAAUGCAUUGGAAUCCGAUUCAGGAAUUUACACCGCCAGGGCAGUCAACGGUGAUGGUACAGCCAGUUGUACCGCACAGCUCAUCGUUCAAGAACUGACUGCUGAGGAAAGAAAAGCUAGGGCGGAAGCGAACGCUCCGAUUUUCUUGGUCCGCCUUAAGGACACAGAGCUUUUAGAAAAUACGUAUUUGCGCUUCAUGAUCAAGGUCAAGGGAGAUCCGAAUCCCGAUCUCAAGUUUUACAAGGACGACGUCCUUAUCGAUUCGAAGAACGAACGCAUUCAGAUAGUGACUGAAAAAGCCGACAAGGGUUUCUACGAGCUCGUUAUCGCAACGGUUCAACCGGAAGACGCCGGUAAAUAUUCUUGCAAAGCAAGAAACCGUUUCGGCGAAGCUGAAUGCGAAGCUACAGUUACCGUUACCGAUGAAAAAAGUAUAUUCGCCGGACUACCCGAAGGAUUAUUGGAGCCUGGCGUGGAACCACAUUUCCAAUGGCUCAGAGACGGCCGACCAUUCGACCCUGAAGAGAGGUUCAAGGUAUUGUUCAAGGACAGCGAAGACACUCUCGCGCUUGUUUUCCAACACGUGAAGCCAGAGGAUGCAGGGCUAUACACCUGCGUUGCUCAAACUAGCACCGGUAACAUCAGUUGCAGUGCUGAAUUGACGGUUCAAGGGGCUGUGAACCAGCUGGCGAAAGAACCGGCAAAACCCAAAUUGGAAUCAGAAUUCAAACAAUCUGAAGUUAACGCAGGUGGUUCAGCCAUGCUUGAUUUACAAGUCAAAGGAUUCCCCAAGCCUGACAUUAAGUGGUCGAAGGACGGCGAAGAGAUUCUGGCGGGUGGAAGAAUCAAAUAUCUCUGGGAAGAUGAAGAAUCUUUAUCCCUUGUCAUUAAGCAGGUCACGGCCAAGGAUGCUGGCACAUACACCAUCAAAGCGAAGAACGAAUUGGGCGAGGACAGCACGCAGAUUGAAUUAAUCGUUAAAUCUGCUCCUAAGAUAACUAAAAAGAUGACGGAUACCAGUGCUAUAACGCAAGAGACGAUCAAAAUGACCGUUGAGAUUCAGGGAUCACCCGUUCCACAAGUUACCUGGUACAAGGACGGGCAGCUCAUCACCGAGUCGGAACGUAUCAAAAUUACGAAAGAGGAUAAUGAAAGGUACACCUUGACGAUCAAGAAUGCUCGACUCGAUGAUACCGGAUCUUACUCGAUCGUGGCAAAGAACGAAAUCAGCCAGACGUCAGAAUUUUGGAACCUUACCGUCCGAUCGCCUCCCAAAAUAAAGAAGAGGCUCGGAGAACCUAAAGUUAUCGAUGAAGGUGACAGCUUGACGUUACUGAUCGAAGUCGAUGCCGAUCCAGAGCCGACCGUGAAAUGGUUGAAAAAUGGAGAGGUCAUUGUUGAAACCGAACGAAUGAAAAUUGUUCAAGAUGGCGAUAAAUACAUGCUCAAGAUCACAGGAGCCGUUAGCACGGACACUUCAUCGUACAAAGCGGAAGUCACCAACAAGCAUGGCACUACCGUGGACGAAACUAAAGUGCAGGUUCGCAGUGCACCCAAAUUCAAGGCCAAACUGAAGGACGUUACCGCCAACGAAGGUGACUUGAACAUAGAAUUCGAAGUCACGGUUGAAGGGUUCCCCAAACCAAGUAUACAGUGGUUCUUCGGAGGUGUCGAGAUAACGGAAUCGCGAAAGGAAUACACUCGUACCGAACAAGGAGAAAAUUACAAGUUAAUUAUGAAGGAAGUGAAGACUGAAAUGUCUGGAAAAUACACCUGCAGAGUUAAGAACGAAUUCGGACAAGCUGAGAGUACCUCUUCGCUGACCGUUAAUACCAAACCGAAGAUCAUUAAGAAACUCACUGACCAGAGAAUCACCGAGGGAGAAACGCUGCAGCUCAAAUUUGAAGUCUCUGGUGUACCAGAGCCCGAAGUGAAAUGGUUCAAGGAUGGACAGGACGUCUCCGCGGACGCAAGAAUUAAAAUUACAAGGGACAGUAAACGGAAGGAGAGUUACGACCUCACGUUGAAUCUGGUCAAGGGAUCUGAUGGCGGAUUGUACGAAGUCAGAGCAGAAAACCAUAUGGGUGUUGUAAGCAGCAAGAGCAAGGUCGUCGUACAAACAAAGUCAGAAGAAAUUACAGGAGAAAAGCAAACCCUCAAGAUGGAUAUCGAAACCGUCGAAGUAGACGAGGAAGCGAUAGCCCCGAAAAAAGUGACCGAAGAAGAUCAAGAACCAACGAAACAGCAAGGAACCGAAUCUCAAUCUGAAGGUCGCGUUACCCUGGAGAAACAGAGCAUCCAAGUUAUCCGAGGGGAGGGAGAUACGAUUACCAUAUCUGUUGCCUCCACCACCACUCACGAAGCGUUGCUCACAGGUCCCGAUGAGAUGCAUUCCAUUAGCAAGAUGACGACCACUAAAGUCGAAUGUCAAGAAAUAGGCUCUGAGGGACCCCAGGUGGAAGAAAUUGCUUCGUACAGCUAUGUAAUCCAUGAGGAAAGCAACCAAAAGCCUCUCAAUGGAGUUUUGAUAGAAGAAUUUUCUGAGGGUGAAGAAAACAAAACUAAACUCCUUGUUAACAGAGGAGUUUCGAUAGUUUCUGUUUCGGAUGACGAGUCGACUCUGAAAGCUAUAUCUCGUGAUGUUAGUACAGACGAUAUUCAUAAUGCGGAUUUAUGGGAGGCUCAAAAAUUGAUAAACGGAUCGUACGAAGAAUUUUCCAGCCCUAAGAAUGCUGAGGAGAUGAAUUUCAAUUAUCAGAAACCACUAACUGGGAUGAGAUUAACUUCAACUAUAAUUGAAGAAUGUUCUAUUGAAGAAUCUUUAUCAGAGAAACCGACUGAAACUGAAUUAUCACAACCGGAAACUCCGGUUGCUGAGCACACUAAGCUCAGCAGGCAAACUUCAAAGUUGGAAACAACAGAUGUGGAGAAAUUUGAAAUAGUUGAAACUGAUUCACCUCAGUCACAAAUUCCAGUUGCCGAAGAAGGUAAGCUUAGCCGGCAGAGUUCGAAAUUAGAAAAACUGGAGACUGAAAAAUCUGCGAUAGUUGAAUCCGAAUCACCCCAGCCAGAAACUCCAGUUGUUGAGAAAAGUAAGCUCAGGCGACAAAGUUCCAAGUUGGAAAUACUGGAAACUGGAAAAUCUGCAAUAGUUGAAACUGAAUCCCAAAAACCGGAAACUCCACUUGUUGAAGAAAGUAAGCUCAGUAGGCAGGCUUCAAAAUUGGAAGAACUGAAAAUAGAGAGUUCCGAAAAGACUGAGACUGAUUUACCAAAGCCCGAAACUCCCAUCACUGAAAAAAGUAAGCUUACGAGACAGAGUUCCAAGCUGGAAAAAGUAGAUACAGGCAAACGCACAGAAACGGUUGAAACUGAUUUGCCACAGCCAGAAACUCCAGUUAGUGAAAAGAGUAAAUUGAGUCGACAGAGUUCAAAGUUGGAAAAAUUAGAUGUCGGUGAACCAGAAAAAGUGGAGAACAAGGAAUUUUCGCGAGAAAACUCACAGAAAGGCAUCAGAGACGACGACGAAGAAAAAGAUGAAGCAGUGGAGGCACUUCUACGACGUGUAAAAGAGCAACGCAGUGUUCUUGGGGAUAUCCUGGAUAAAGUGGGGGAGAGGGAAAAUUCAGCUUCUCCCGAGAUCGUGAGUUCAAAUCUUGAAGCCCGCAAGAUCUAUGAAACUCAAAGUACAACCUUCGAGGUCAAAGCAGCUGGUAUUCCCAAGCCGGAAGCUAAGUGGUUCAAGGAUGGCAAGGCACUGAAAGUUACCGAUCGCCUGAAAUUCUCUAAUGUCGGAGACUCGUUUAAACUGAUAUUGGUGAAUGCGCAAGUUGAAGAUGGUGGUAUUUACAAAUGUAAUUUAAUCAACAAAUUCGGAGAGAAGGCUAUAGAAGGAGCAUUAAUUGUCGCACCUGUUUCCGAAUACCGGAAACCCAGGUUUGUCGAACCACUGAAGGAUAUAAGUACAGCUCUCGAAAAACCGGUAGAGCUGAAAGCGAUCCUCUUAGCCGAUCCCAUCCCCGACGUAUCUUGGUCGCAUGGUGAUGAAGAAAUAUCACCGAAGAAUGAAAAUGUUACUCUGAAAUUAGAGAGCAAAAAGGUCGAAGACGGCUUAAAUGAAUGCGCAGUCACACUGAGCAUUCCCAAUUGUAGUAACAAAGAUAUUGGCGAAUAUACUCUCAGAGUUAGAAAUAAAUGGGGUAAAGAUGAAUCUAGCGCGCGUUUGGACAUCUUACUCAGACCUGAGAUAGAAGAAUUUAAGGAUCUAGAUGCAGCACCCGAUGAAUUGACACAAUGGGAAGUCAUUGUGAAGGGAAAUCCUAAGCCAAUUAUUAUGUGGGAAAAAGAUGGUAGCGUUUUGCAAUAUGACGAUCGCAUAAAGAUCGUAGAAGAUGUAAAGAACAGAAAAUGCAAACUCAUCAUCAAUCAUCUGAAUUUGAGCGAUGCGGGUACUUACAAGAUCACCGCAAAGAACUCAGAAGGUGAAGCUACCGCACAAGCCAAGCUGACAACCCAUACCGAGGCCCCUACUUUCGUCAAUAAAUUAUCAGAUGGAUCGUUCAAGGACCAAGAAUCUGUUGAGCUUAAAGUUCGAGCAACCGGACUUCCAAAGCCCUCAAUCAAAUGGAUGAAGGAAAAAAUUCAGCUCAAAACUGACGAACGUUACACUAUCACUACCAGCGUAGAAGGACAAGUAGUCAGCACUCUUUUCAUCAAAAAUUUCUCAGCCGAUGAUCGCGCUUUGAUAACUUGCGUAGCGGCUAAUAUUGCUGGGACAGACGAAACAACGUGCAGAUUAUCGAUGACUAGAAUCGCACCAGAAUUCGGUCGUUCGCUACCGAGAUCAGCAGAAGUUGAUGAAGGAGAACCACUUGAAUUAAAAGCUAAACUGGAGGGCAGUCCGAUUCCUUCUGCCAAAUGGUUUAAGAACGGUGAGCCUAUUAAUCCUGACGGCCAUAUCAAGACGGAAGCUCUUCCCGAUGGUACCGUCAAGCUUACAAUCGAAAAAGUAACACCAGAAGAUUGCGGUGCCUACAAAUUAGUUGCUACUAACCCGAACGGAGAAAUUUCUUCGUUGUGCGCUGUAGCUGUUAAACCUGAACCAAGGAAACCAAGCUUCAUUAAGGGUCUCGAAGACGCUAAAGCAAUCGUGGGCCAGCCAUUGAAAUUGGAGGCCCAAGUAGUGGCAUUCCCAACUCCUCAAGUACAAUGGUACAAGGACGGUAUUCCAGUGAGACCGACAAAAGAAAUAAACUUCGAGAACGAUCCCAAAGGUUUGAUCGGACUGAUGAUCGAAAAAGUAAGACCGGAAGAUGCAGGUACCUGGAGUCUCGUGGUCAGAAAUAAACUUGGAGAAAUCACCGGUAGCUCCAAGGUUGAUGUAGAGGAAAAAGAGAAAAAACCUGCCUUCUUAGCAACCUUACAUCCCCUGACAGUUGUCGAAGGCUUCCCUGCAAAGUUCGAAGUGAAAACUGUCGGAAAACCACCGGCAGAGCUGCAAUGGUUCCACAACGGCAAUGAGUUGGUACCGGAUGGCAAGCAUAUAAAAAUCAUAGAAUCGCCAGAUGGAACGCAUGCACUCGUUAUUGAUAAAGCGCGACCACAAGAUACAGGCGAUUAUGAGGUAGUAGCUACCAAUAGUCAAGGUUCAGCUGCAUCCAAAGCAACGCUAAAUGUUGCCAGAAAGGGUACAAGUGGUCAUCCGGAAGAAAGGCCCACAUUCUUAUGUCCAUUGCGAGAUAUUUCUGUCGAGGAAGGACAGCCCUUGUCGCUCAGUGCACCAUUCGUAGGGAAUCCAAUUCCAGAUGUCCAAUGGACUAAAGAUGGAAAACCUGUUCAAAUGGACGAUAGGGUGUUGUCUACUUGUGAUGGAAAGAAAGUUGGCCUACAAAUAAAUCCAGCAACUCCGAAAGAUGCUGGUGUUUACGGUUGUCGUUUGGUCAGUCCUCUUGGCGAGGACGCAACAAGUAGCAAUGUUAAUGUCCGAAAAGUAUACCAGGAACCGACUUUCACGUACAAGUUCUCGGAUCUGCAACAACUGCCGACAUAUGACGCGAAGUUUCCUGCUCGCGUUGACGGUAUACCUCGGCCGGAUAUACAUUGGUACUUCAACGAUACUCCAAUAUUACGGGAUUCGGAUAAGUACAAAAUGAAAAGAGACGGAGAUGCAUGCUGUUUGUACGUGAGAGACUGUACGCCCGCUGAAGCUGGACGAUACAAGUGCAAGGCCGUUAACAAGGCAGGAGAAGCUGAAUGUAUGGCAAAUUUAGAAAUUGUAGACAAGAUCGAAAAGCAGCAGAAGAUGGAACCCCCAUCUUUCCUGAAGAAAAUUGGUGAUAUUGAAGUAUUUAGAGCAAUGACUGCUAAAUUCACAGCCUGUGUCACUGGAUGUCCCGAGCCUCAUUACGAAUGGUUCCAUAAUGACUACAAAUUAUGGCCUUCUGAUCGCAUUCGCAUGGACAAAGAGGGUAGCGGUCUUCUUCGAUUGAGUGUUUCAGGGAUCUGUGAAAGCGAUGUUGGAACAUACCGCUUGAGGAUAUUCAACCCUCAUGGGGAAGAUUCAUGCACCGCAGAAAUGACUUAUGACUCACUUGAACCUCGCAACAAGAAACGUUUAGCCGAUCAAUAUUCAGAUUACGACAAACAUCAAAAAUCAGGAGCGCCAUUACCUCUGGCAGAUAGACCGAUUAUCAGUCGCAUGAUGGAUAGACAUCUGACACUUUCUUGGAAACCAUCAAUUCCAAUCGGACCCAGGAUACCUGUUACCUAUUUGGUCGAGAUGAGCGAAUUGCCUGAUGGAGAUUGGUUUAGCGCUCGCACUGGAGUCCGAAGUUGCGUGUGCGAUAUUCGUAAUCUAGAACCGUUCCGCGAUUACAGGUUCAGAAUUAGAGUUGAAAAUAAAUAUGGAAUCAGUGAUCCUUCUCCGUAUGCUCAAACCCACAGAGCAAAGUUAGAACCAGACCCACCCAAGUUUUUCCCAUACUUGUCACCAGGUAUAGACUUCCGUCCUGAAACCAGCCCCUAUUUCCCGAAAGACUUUGAUAUAGAAAAACCACCUCACGACGGCUACGCUCAAGCACCGAAAUUCUUGAGACAAGAAUGGGAUACUCAGUAUGGUGUUAAGAAUCAUAAUUCAAAUCUGUUCUGGUUCGUGUAUGGGUAUCCAAAGCCGACCAUGCAAUAUUACUUCAAUGAUGAGUUGAUCGAAUCUGGUGGACGUUAUGACCAUAGUUAUACUCGAAAUGGACAAGCCACGUUGUUCAUAAAUAAAAUGCUAGAGAGAGAUGUAGGAAUGUAUGAAGCGGUAGCAACUAAUGAACACGGGGAAGCGAGACAACGCGUUCGACUAGAAAUAGCUGAAUACCCCACAUUUAUUCAGCGACCUGAUGAAACGAUAAUCAUGAUGAGGAAAUCAGGAAGACUCGAAGCACGUGUUAUCGGCGUCCCAUAUCCUGAACUCAAAUGGUACAAGGAUUGGAAACCUCUCACAUCAUCUUCUAGAAUCAAGAUUCAAUUUGUAGAACCAGAUACUUCGGUUCUUAUCAUCAAUGAUGCCAUCAGCAAAGACGAAGGUCUUUAUUCACUCAGUGCGCGAAAUGUCGCGGGAUCAGUUUCAAGUUCGGCUAUGAUUCAUAUAGAAGAAAAUGAGCACGAGUACGGUUACAGAACGUAUACCAAGAGUAAAGAAAUCAAGGCAAAUCCUAAACCAUUUGGACAUUUCUAUGACUUGGGCGAUGAACUGGGACGAGGAACGCAGGGUGUAACAUAUCAUGCUGUAGAAAGAUUAACAGGACGUAACUAUGCCGCUAAAGUAAUGCACGGUUGUGGAGAGUUACGGCCAUUCAUGUACAAUGAAAUGGAGAUCAUGACCAGACUCAAUCAUCGCAAACUCCUACGCUUACAUGACGCUUACGAAACCGAUCGAUCAUUGUCACUUGUUAUGGAAUUAGCAUCCGGAGGAGAACUGGUAGAUAAUUUGAUUCGUCAGCCUUAUUAUACGGAGGGAGAUAUUGCUGGUUAUAUCAGACAGAUAUUAUGGGGUCUGGAAUACAUGCAUAGCCAUAACUACGCUCAUCUCGGUUUAACUCUUGGAGAUCUCCUCAUUUCUCACCCAGGGGGAGAUGAUUUGAAAUUCGGGGACUUUGGACUAUCGAGAAAAAUCAUUUAUGGAAAACUAAUGACUUUGGCAUACGGAAUGCCCGAGUAUGUUGCACCAGAGGUUGCUAAUGGUGAAGGUGUAAGCUAUGGUGCUGAUAUGUGGUCCCUUGGUAUCAUCACAUACAUUUUGUUGUCCGGAAUUUCUCCAUUCCGGGGUAUCAAUGACAGGGAAACUCUGACUAAAAUCAAAGAAGGCAGAUGGGAAUUCGAUGAUCGCUGGUCGUAUAUAUCAGAAGAAGGAAGAGACUUCAUUAGGAAACUUCUUGUCUAUCAAAUUGAUGGAAGAAUGGAUGUAACGGCAGCAUUGCGUCAUCCAUGGCUUAAUUUGGCCGAUAAAAUGCCCGCAGACCCGUACAGAAUAUCUUCGGAGAACUUGCGGAACUAUUACGAUCUUUACAGAGAUUGGUGCAGCAAUGCGUCUUGCCGCACAUGGUAUCGCAGAAGAAGGUUGAGCGGAGCAUUCGAGCAUCCGUCGAAGAUGGUUUAUCCACCUGGACAGAAAUACACCCCUGAAUCUACUCCCGAGAGAACGGUCCCUGCCAGAAACAAACUACCUCCUAGAACAUGGGAAAAUCAAGUUCCAUCAAGAGAGCCUAUUGAUACCGAGAUUGGAGUUAUCAAAAGUGAAAGCCACUAUCAAUAUGGACCAGAUACAUAUCUACUACAGCUACGAGACACUGAUUUCCCUGUGCGUUUGCGUGAAUAUAUGAAAGUUGCCACGAACCGGAGCCCAGGGUAUUCCCGCAGUCUUAUGGAAGACAACACUUAUGAUUGGAGGACACCUAUUAUUCGGGAACGCCGUCGUUUUACUGAUGUAAUGGAUGAAGAGAUUGAUGACGAGCGUAAAGCAAGAAUUAACAAAUAUGGAUCUGCAGAUACCUACACCCUCAGACGACUACGCCAUGAGCUGGGUACCCGUCUAGACACUUAUGCAGAAGCUGAGGCUUUAAUGGAGACUAAAAAGGAUGGACAUACUCCUUUCUUGCGCGAAAAACCACAACUUUUACCAAUCCAGAAUGACAAACCCGCACAGCUUGUGUGCUUGGCUGUUGGAAAUCCCAAACCCUCCGUGCAAUGGUUCAAAAAUGACCUAGUAAUUCAAGAAGGAAGUCGGGUAAAAGUUGAAGAAGAUAGCGAUGGUAGAUCAAUUCUGAAGUUUAAUCCGGCAAGAGACUUUGAUGUAGGCAUAUACAAGGUUGUAGCUAGAAACAAGGUAGGACAAACAGUAGCUAGAACCAGGGUACUCCUAGCAACUGUUCCUUCGCCACCCGAUUCACCGCGAGCGACAGAAGUCUCGGACACUGAAGUUUUGCUGAAGUGGAAACAGCCCAAGGAUGAUGGCAAUUCUGCCAUACUAUGCUACAACUUGCAAUACAAGCCAGAAACUGGGAUGGAUUGGGUUGAUGUUGCCAGUAACAUCGACCAUGAGUUUUAUCUCGUUAAGGAUCUCAAGCCCGAAACUAGUUACUAUUUCAGACUUGCGGCUAGAAAUCAAAUUGGUUGGAGUGAAAAAGGUAUUCCAACUGAGCUGGUAAAAACGAAAGAAUACGGCUGCCCCAAGGUGCAAGUAACACGCGCUAUGAAACAUCUCCAGCAGCUGACUGAAUCUGGGCAGGAAAUCAUUCUGGAGGAGAACAAAGUGCACAUUGAUUACAACGUGGAGGACAAUCCAGUCGAAUGGUCUCAAGAUGUUAAACUUACCGAUGAGUAUAGCUUUAUUUCAGAAUUGUGUCGCGGACAAUUCUCCGUUGUUGUGAAAGGGGUGGAAAAAUCUUCAGACAGAGUUGUUGUAGCAAAGAUUUUGGAAAUCAAGGAUGAUACUGAGGAGCAAGUCGAAAAUGAAUACGAAACAUUACGUUCCCUUAGACACGAAAGAAUAGCGGUUCUGGAAGCAGCUUACAGAAACCCCAGGUCACCAGUUGCUGUUUUAAUCCUAGAAAAACUUCAGGGGGCUGAUGUUCUAAGAUAUUUAUCAAGCCGUCAUGAAUACACUGAAAACUGUGUAGCAACAAUUGUAACACAAAUUUUAGAUGCGCUGCAAUAUCUCCACUGGAGAGGAUUGUGUCACCUAGACAUUCAGCCUGACAAUGUUGUGAUGGCUUCAGUUCGCUCAAUACAGGUGAAACUUGUUGACCUGGGAUCAGCUCGUACUGUAACGAAAUUAGGUACCUUAGUUCCUCAGUCGGGACACCCAGAAUACAGAGCACCAGAACUUAUGAAUGAAGAACCAGCUUAUCCACAGACCGACAUAUGGAUGGUCGGCGUGCUCACUUAUGUUCUCUUAUCCGGAAUUUCACCAUAUAAAGGAAAAGACACUGAUGAAACUCGCCAGAAUAUCAGUUAUGUUAGGUACCGAUUCGAACAUCUCUACAAAGAAUUGAGCCAAGAAGCUACUAGAUUCCUUAUGCUUCUGUUCAAGCGAACUCCAAGUAAAAGACCAACUGCUGAAGAAUGUCAUGAACACAGAUGGCUGCUGCCAACAGAAUUUAUGAUUAAAAAACGAGAAAGGGCAGUAUUUCUUGGUAAUCGGCUAAAGCAAUAUAAUGAAGAAUAUCACCAGGAAAAGCUGAAAUUAGCUUCAAAGAGUGAUAACUUAACAUCAGCGUUCGGUUCAACGCGUCAACUUAUCAGAUCAAACAGCAUACAAGAAGAAUUGACAACCAACUUCUGAAAUGUGGAUUAAGUUGCGAUUUUCCAAUCACGUAUUUAUUUAUUUUACUGUUUAUAAUUUAUUCGAGUCUAGUCACUCCCGUAAAAUGAAGAUCUGGGAGCCUAUUUGAAAAGAUCAAUCUGAAGUUGUGAUUUUCCUUGUUUUUUUGUUAUUAUUUAUUUGUUAUAACUUGUAAUUAUCAUUAUUAUGUAAUCUUUCGUUUUAUCCAUAGGUUCCAGCAGCACAGAAAUUUUGAUUUUUGACUGGAACACUCCGAUCGAUAUGUGUGGAGUAUUAGUAUUGACAAUUAAAAAGAAGCGAAUGAAUGAAUAUUAACUUUGAUGAAACACACUCCAAAUAUAUUUAGAUCAAAUAUCAAUAAUUGGAAUUAGCCAAAAGCGGCGUCUGUAAUCGAGAAAUAUUAUAAACCAUAAUGCGCUAAUAAAAAUUUAAAACAAG